AUGAUACACGAGCGUUUAUCAAACAAAACUGAAGAACAACUUUUCCACAGACUAGACUUGAUACACGAUCGUUUAUCAAACAAAACUGAAGAACAACUCUCCCACCGACUAGACUUGAUACACGAGCGUUUAUUAAACAAAACUGAAGAACAACUUUCCCACCGACUAGACUUGAUACACGUACGUUUAUCAAACAAAACUAAAAAACAACUUUCACACCGACUAGACUUGAUACACGAGCGUUUAUCAAACAAAACUAAAGGACAACUUUCCCACCGACUAGACUUGAUACACGAACGUUUAUCAAACAAAACUGAAGAACAACUUUCCCUCCGACUAGACUUGAUACACGAGCGUUUAUCAAACAAAACUGAAGAACAACUUUUCCACCGACUAGACUUGAUACACGAGCGUUUAUCAAACAAAACUGAAGAACAACUUUCCCACCGACUAGACUUGAUACACGAACGUUUAUCAAACAAAACUGAAGAACAACUUUCACACCGACUAGACUUGAUACACGAGCGUUUAUCAAACAAAACUAAAGGACAACUUUCCCACCGACUAGACUUGAUACACGAUCGUUUAUCAAACAAAACUGAAGAACAACUUUCCCACCGACUAGACAUGAUACACGAGCGUUUAUCAAACAAAACUGAAGAACAACUUUUCCACCGACUAGACUUGAUACACGAGCGUUUAUCAAACAAAACUGAAGAACAACUCUCCCACCGACUAGACUUGAUACACGAGCGUUUAUUAAACAAAACUGAAGAACAACUUUCCCACCGACUAGACUUGAUACACGUACGUUUAUCAAACAAAACUAAAGGACAACUUUCCCACCGACUAGACUUGAUACACGAACGUUUAUCAAACAAAACUAAAGAACAACUUUCACACCGACUAGACUUGAUACACGAGCGUUUAUCAAACAAAACUAAAGGACAACUUACCCACCGACUAGACUUGAUACACGAACGUUUAUCAAACAAAACUGAAGAACAACUUUCCCUCCGACUAGACUUGAUACACGAGCGUUUAUCAAAUAAAACUGAAGAACAACUUUCCCACCGACUAGACUUGAUACACGAGCGUUUAUCAAACAAAACUAUAAAACAACUUUCCCACCGACUAGACUUGAUACACGAGCGUUUAUCAAAUAAAACUGAAGAACAACUCUCCCACCGACUAGACUUGAUACACGAGCGUUUAUCAAACAAAACUAAAGAACAACUUUCCCACCGACUAGUAGUGGCGAAGCUAGGGCUCCAAACUAAGGCAAGCCCAAGAUAUGGUUUUGCUACUUUUAGCAGUUUAAUAAAAAUACACCAAUCUUGA
Parnassius apollo (apollo) is the source of this 1341-nucleotide messenger RNA. Lineage: Eukaryota; Metazoa; Arthropoda; Insecta; Lepidoptera; Papilionidae. The record is from the annotation of a GenBank genome assembly.